UGGAUCGUAAUGAAAUUAAUCCGUUACGUUAUGAUGUAUUAGGUACUCUAGGAUAGGAAAAAGGCUCUACACAUAAUUUAAUUAUGAUCUAUUCAGAGCACGAAAGAGUAACUAACAUCCACGCCACACAAUGAUUGUAUGUUGAAAAAUUCUAAAACCCACAAAGCGAUUUCGGUCUGACCCGGGAAUUGAACCCCAGACCUCGUGUUACGAAUAUGCAGUUUCAUAUGCAUUUCAUGCAAAUAUGUUUAAUCUAAUUAUAUUGUUAAUCUUUUAUCUAACUAUUGCACUGGUCCAAUAUUUGUAACUCAUCUUCACUAAACAUACAUACAUUUCAUAAUCACCUUUGUCAUGUCAUCGUUAUUUAGGAAAACAUUAACAGUGCCUGCAAUUUUAAACCAAGUUUCUGAAGUAUUUCGUAACCAUAAUAUUAGUAUAACAAAAUAUCUUGAAAUCCCGCCAAAUGAUUUAUACGUAGCAUCCAUGGUAGUAUCCAAAAAUAACACACCAGAGCUUUAGUUGCGCGCUAUCGUGCUCGCAUGUGGCGUGCUAACAGUUGCUUAUUAUUAAAGCUAAACAUAGCAAAGUAAUUAUUUUUCUCUCCAGAAUGAGUGCUAAUGCAGCUUGUCUGCCCUGUCCAGUUUGUGCGCAUAUUGGUGUUUUUGAAUCAGUGCAGUCAUUAAGAGACAGAUUAAUACAUGUAUCAACAAAUAAAUUGCUGUGCCCAGUUUGUCAGGAAGAAGUAUUUGGCUUGGACAAACUAACAAUACAUUUGUUUAGCCACGUGAAACUAUUGACCACUAAAAGCAAAGAAAAGGAAAUGCCUAUGGUUAUCAACGAAAUAGUGAACUCCGAAAAUCAAGCUAAGCCGCAGCAAAAGAAACCUAAAUCGUGUGUGGUUAAAAAUAAAUCUCCGUCAUCUGCGACAAAUGCUCCUGUUAAAUUCGUGAAAAUUUAUCCGAAACUACCAGUUAUAGCAGUAAACACGGUACCAGUUGUAGAUAUAAGAAAUACGGAAGGCAGUGAAGGUAGCAAAUCAAUUAUUGUUAAAACAGAAGCAGCCUUAGUGCAAGCAAAUACCACUUGUAAUAUCUGCAAUUUGCAGUUUAUAGAUGCCAAUAUUUUGAGGAUGCACAGAUGCUUAAUUCACAACAUUGAUGAAAAUUCAAAUCAAAGUUUUACCAGAUACCACUGCCAUUUAUGUCCAAAAAAUUUCAAGAUGAGAGGGUCUCUUAUGGUACAUUUGAGGGUAGCGCACUUCGGAUUUUUGUCUGGGAAUUCCAAUUCUGAGACCAGUGUCGAUAAAACGGAUGGUGGAAACCCAGAACACCAAGAAGAAAAGCUAUCUAACAUUGAAAGAAGCGAUAACAAACAAUGGCAAUGUGAUGUGUGCCGUAAAUGCUUUACAACCAAAUAUUUCCUGAAGAAACAUAAACGUCUUCAUACAGGUGAAACUCCGUACGCAUGUACGCAAUGCAACAAAACGUUUACAUUUCAGCAAUCAUAUCACAAACAUCUUCUGUAUCAUAAUGAUGAAAAGCCUCACACAUGUAGUUAUUGUGGGCGCGCUUUCAAAGAACUGUCAACACUCCACAAUCAUCAACGUAUCCACACUGGGGAAAAGCCUUUCUCGUGCGAAACAUGCGGUAAAUGUUUUCGUCAGCGUGUCUCGUAUUUGGUACAUAGACGUAUACACACCGGUGUCAUGCCGUACAAGUGCACAGCUUGCCAAAAGAGUUUUAGAUACAAAGUAUCACAGAGAACUCAUAAAUGUCAAGCGCAACCACCAGGGACAGUUGUGCGACAGUCUGGGGAACUAGUUGAAAAACUUAAACAGAAACAUAAUGAACCCGACAUCACAUCGUCAGAAAAACAGCUUACUUCAAUAGAAAACCUGAAUUACACGGAUGUUUCUGAGGCAAAUGCAGAGUUGGUACGCACGGGAGCCAAGUUGUCACUAGAAGAUAUGGAGUCUGAACACUUUUCCUUGAUUGCUGAAACUUACAACGAGAACGCAGUCGAUGGUAAAACUUCUUCGCAACAAUUGUGUGCUGAGGAAGUAUUGGAUAAGUGUGACAGUAGUAUGUUCAAUCAAAAUAUAGAUGAUUUAAUUGACUCUAUACCUAUACAGGAUAAGAACAUACCCUCCCCAUCUGAAAUCCUUAAGAAUUUAUGUCUUUCCAAAGAAGAAGAUUAUAUAGGAAUUCUUCAACAAGACGAAGAUAAAAGCUACAGCGGUUGCAAAGAUUUCAACGUUUUUCUCUGAAUUAUGCGGAAUAAAGAUUUUUUUUAUG
This is a messenger RNA of Helicoverpa armigera (cotton bollworm), 2294 nucleotides long. RefSeq names its product zinc finger protein 679. The coding region runs from base 608 to 2266 and encodes 552 amino acids. The record is from RefSeq and is a predicted model, not a curated record. Gene Ontology annotation, biological process: regulation of transcription by RNA polymerase II. Gene Ontology annotation, cellular component: chromosome. The transcript is spliced from 4 exons. Gene Ontology annotation, molecular function: chromatin insulator sequence binding. NCBI's taxonomy places the organism in Eukaryota, Metazoa, Arthropoda, Insecta, Lepidoptera, Noctuidae.